Moneuplotes crassus is the source of this 2784-nucleotide messenger RNA. The record is from the annotation of a GenBank genome assembly. Lineage: Eukaryota; Ciliophora; Spirotrichea; Euplotida; Euplotidae.
AUGAACUUUAGCAACGAAGAGAUUACAAGAGGCCAUCAGAUUUUUGGCCUCCAAGAGGAUUAUAGGGGUUAUGCCUAUUUUGACAGUGUCUUUGUAAGGGGAAAGCAAGCUGAAGGAGAGGAGGGAGAGAAGGAGGUGGAGAAGGACUGGAGCUCUUUUGGGAUAGUGGAUAUGAGUGUGAUGAAGGAGAUUGUACAUAAGAAAAGUUUGAUGAAAAGUUCGAGAUUUGCGGGAAAAGUGGAUGAUAACAGGGUUUCCAAGAAAUCAGAUAGUAUUAAUUUGGAUUAUUCUGAGAAUUUAAAUGAUAUUAGUGGAAACUAUGAGAUUCCUAGUGAAAUUCAAAAAGUUAGGAGAAAAUCUCAGCAGGACUUAAUACAGUGUUAUACUUCACUUAGUAGUGAUAGCGAAGCACAUUCAGCACGGGCAAAGCCAAGAUUUGAUAUUGAAAUGAAGAGAGCUCUGAGGCUUCUCAAAAAAUUCUACAAGAAGCUAUUUAAAUCUGACAACUAUAAAAUUGUCCAAAGAAGAUAUGUGAACUGAGACACUUAUAGAGUUUCUAUUAGUAUGAAAUCAAUGUUACUAAGCAUUUUCCCUCAAGAAUUAGUAACAGAUGACUUGGCUUAUUACACCAUUGGUAUUUUAGGGAUUAAGAAGCCUUCUGAAUUCCAUUGCAGGGAACAGACCAGGAGAGAGAUUAAAGAAUUUAGAAAGACAAUAAACCGGUUUACCCAAAAACAGCUCUUAAUUGCAAUGCAGUCUGACAGUUUGAAGGUACUUGUAAGAUUAUGAAUCUCAUGCUUUGACGAUCAUUCUGCAAGCAUCUUACAACAGGCACUUGAUUUAGAGCCUGAAUAAGCUAAGAGCUACAGAAUGUUGGGAGUUAUUUUUACCGGCAAACACUUCAGUCAAGCUCAUCUGAUAAUGAUAACUUCAUUAUAAAAUUACCAAGAGAAAUCUAUAUAAAAAUUCUCAUUGUAAAUUUUGCAGGAAAAAUAGGAUUGUUAUAAAGGAAAUAGUGCUUCUUUAUGAGCAGGACAGCUACUAAUUUUUGUUUCAAUAGAAUUCGUAGUAUUGCCAGUAAAAAUUUGUAAUAGUUUUAUUUUUAACUCAUCAGAGUUUUAAUACAGAAUCUAUCCCUGCUCUUUCGUAUAUCCAAUUAAGAGAUGGAGUAUCCUUAAUUUAGGAUUGAGUAGCUGUUAAUAUGCGUCGGAAUAAUUUGUGUUUCUCAAAACUUAUAGAUUUCAUAAGAAAUCCAGGUUUACUGAUACUAUGAAAAUUUUGAUUCAUGAGUCUCUGGAAGGUAUGAAGUUAAAAUCUAAUAAAAUAAAUUUUCCUAGAAUUUCAGGUUUACAACCUCUUCCUAACUAAUAAAGACUCAUUAAAAAUGAGGGUUUAGAGAGCUCUAAACCUCUGAUUUUUAUCAGGCUUGAUUGAGGAGCACCUGUGAUCAAAAUGUGAUGUGAAGAAGGUGACUAAAUUCUAAAAAAUGUGUUGGAAUCUGCCAAUAUCUUUUUCACAAUGCUAAAAAAUGAAAAUGUCAGGGUGGCAACUAUAUUAUGAAGAUUCUCAAACAAAUAGAAGAAGUCUCUUAUUAUAGAAAAUUGGAAAAACAUAUUAUAAGCUGCAGCAGUCUCCUAUUAAUAAGGAUCAAGAGGUAAUAAUACAACCAUAAAGCCACAGUUUGCUUUAAGCAUGACUUCGUAUUGCAUUUAAGUUAAUUGGGAAAGUUGAAAAUUUCCAUGAUUAAUGAAUCUUUUUUCAUAAAGUUUUUAAGAUAUAUGAAUUCUUCAUAAGAAGUUUCUUCUAUAUAUUCUAACAACAAGAACCCUAAAGACUCUUUAUUCUAACCAUGGUAGAGCUCUUGAUGAAAUAUGAGCGAGUAAAUUCUCUCUGAUACAAACUGAGAUAAAAUUUGACCCUAGUAAUAUUACCUGAUAACUAAUAUUUCCAAUAAGUUUGAAAGAGUUAUGCUGAAAAACUAUUACUGAAGGUAACUACCAAGCGUGAAAAUUAAAACUGACAUAUAUCCCCAAGACUAAGCUAAUAUAUAACCUUUAUGCCUCUCAUGAAGUAAGAAUUUCUCUUGAGCUAUGAGCCAUUUUCUAUAAAAUGUCAUUCUCGGUAUACUAGGUUUGCUAAGCCCUCUGAUAAAAGAGUCUUCUCGAGUGUCUCUUAGGUAGAGGAUGAAUGCUUGGCCAUGAACUGGCCAGAGGUCGAUUGACAAGUUAGAGAAGAAGGUAGAGGAAGAGAGAUGGUAAGCGAAUUGGAAAUUCAAAAAUCAGAAAAAGAGGUUUUUAAAUGCUUUUUGAGUAAGAUUUUGAGGGUGGGUAAGAGAGUUAUGGAGUGAUAGUUUUAAGAUAUUUUCAUGAAUCUACUGUGAAAUUUACAACAUAAUGAGAAUCUGAAUAAUGUGGAGGUACUAUGAAAUAAUUUUUCUAUUCAAAAGUUUUCAAUAAGAGUCAAUAAGCUUUUGUUGAUUAUUAAUUCUGUUUUCUUAAAGUUUACUAAAGGAUUUAAGUGAGACUUGGCAAAAGCUCGAUUGUAUUAUAAUCAUAACUCCAAAAUAUUAAAAAUAUCUAAAAUUACCUCCUCUAGCUAAAAAUUAUUUCAAAAAAUCCUAUGAAAAUACUCUCAUAACUCAUUCUAAACCUACCAUUCCUUCAUUCCAUCCCUAUUACCUCUAAAAGCAACUUAUUCAAGAGCCAGAUCUCCCUAAUCCGCACUCACCCUCUAAAACUCUCUUAUUUUCUUUUCUACCCCUCCAAACUCCCCAUAUUCCCAAAC